Molecule: messenger RNA, 5279 nt
Organism: Megalops cyprinoides (Indo-Pacific tarpon)
Lineage: Eukaryota; Metazoa; Chordata; Actinopteri; Elopiformes; Megalopidae
Product: adhesion G protein-coupled receptor B1-like
Exons: 31
Coding region: 165-4757 (1530 amino acids)
Biological process (GO): cell surface receptor signaling pathway; negative regulation of angiogenesis; engulfment of apoptotic cell
Cellular component (GO): plasma membrane; dendrite; postsynaptic density
Molecular function (GO): G protein-coupled receptor activity
Source: RefSeq, a predicted model, not a curated record
CAAGAUUACAUCAAGAAAACAGGAAGAGAGAAAAGAGAAAGCACAAGAAAGAAUUCAGUCUUACUGAGGAGUCUGCCUCCUCCUGAAUCUCCAGAAUCUCACAGAGGAGAAUCCCUCCUUCUGUGUCUCCAGUUGUCCUUCACGUUUCCAGACCUCCUGUCAACAUGGCCAUGAGUUGGUCUCUCUUCUCGAUCCCAUUGCUGGCCGUGGUCCUUCUGGGCCUGACCUCCGCCGCCCCCUCUGGCCCGGCCUCCGACACCUGCGUCAGCCUGGUCCAGGGCCGCUUCUUCGGUUUCUUCUCCUCCUCGGCCGUCUUCCCGUCUACGCCCUGCUCCUGGACCCUGCAGAACCCGGACCCGCGCCGCUACACCGUCUUCGUCAAGAUCACCAAGCCCACCGAGGCCUGCCUGCCCCGCCAGCUCAAGACCUUCCAGUACGACUCCUUCCUGGACACCUCCCGCACCUACCUGGGCAUGGAGAGCUUCGACGAGGUUGUGAAGCUGUGCGACGCCUCCACCCGAGUGGCCUUCCUGCAGUCCAGCAAGCAGUUCCUCCAGAUGCGCAAGGUCACCCCCCGCGAGGGCCUGGAGGCCGCCGAGGGCGACGGCGAGUUCAAGACCGAGUACCUGGUGGUCGGCAACCGCAACCCCAGCAUGCCCGCCUGCCAGAUGCUGUGCCAGUGGCUCGAGACCUGCCUGUCCUCCAGCACCCACGGACACCCCUGCGGCAUCAUGCAGACCCCCUGCCAGUGCUGGGAGACCCCCCAGCGCAAGCCCGGCGGCUGCUUCCGCGCUGGCGUCUACCUGGAGAGGUGCAUUCCCACAAUCCCCAGGGACGGGGGCCGCGACGCUGAGAUCAUGGGUGGCUGGAGUGGGUGGGGCCGCUGGACGGAGUGCAGCAGCGAGUGCGGGGGCGGAGUUCAGACGCGCAGCAGGACCUGUCUCCCUGAUGAAAGCUUUCUGUGCGAGGGCGUGGUCGAGGAGGGCCGGCCCUGCAACCCCCAGCCCUGCAUCGGUAAAGUGCGUUCCCGAAGCCAGGCUCUGCGCUCCAUCAAGAGAGACAACGGUGAUGAACCCCGCUAUGGAAACCUGGCCCCCCAGACAGUGGACGCUGUGGCGGACGAGUGGUCCCCCUGGAGCGUGUGCUCGGUCACCUGCGGGGAGGGCUGGCAGAGCCGCACCCGCUUCUGCGUCACCUCCUCCCACAGCACCAUGUGCACCGGGCCCCUCCGCGAGCACCGGCCCUGCAACAACACUGCCGUCUGCCCAGCCGCUCUGAUUGCAGUGCAUGGAGCCUGGGACGAGUGGUCCCCCUGGAGCCUGUGCUCGUCCACCUGCGGCCGCGGCUACCGGGACCGCACCCGCACCUGCAAGCAGCCCCAGUUCGGAGGGAACCCCUGCGACGGCCCGACCAAGCAAACCAAGUUCUGCAACAUCGCUGUCUGCCCAGUGGACGGUGCCUGGAAUGAAUGGUCCAGCUGGAGCUCCUGCUCUGCCUCUUGCUCUAAUGGGACCAUGCAGCGCACUCGCGAGUGUAACGGACCCUCUUACGGAGGCGCUGAGUGCCGAGGGGAGUUUUUGGAGACGACCAACUGUUUCCUGAAAGAGUGCCCAGUCAAUGGCCGCUGGCAGUCCUGGAGCAUGUGGGGAAGCUGUUCCAGGUCCUGCGGUGGGGGCAGCCAGCAGAGACAGAGGGUGUGCGAGGGACCGUUUUUCGGAGGAGAGCCCUGCCCUGGAGACAGACAGGAGACGCAGCGUUGCAACGAGAGGAGGUGCCCAGAACCCCACGAGAUCUGUGGCGAGGAGAACUUCGCCAAUGCCGUGUGGAAGAAGACGCAGGCUGGCGACAUUGCGGCUGUGCACUGCCCUCCUGGAGCCUCUGGGUUGAUCCUUCGACGAUGCACCCUCAAUGAGGCAGGCAUUGCUUACUGGGAGAGUCCAACAUACAUCAAAUGUGUUUCCAAUGAAUACCGAGACAUUCAGAUGAUGACACGUGACCACCUGUCAAAGGCGCAGAGGGGGCUUGUGGGAGAUGGAGUUUCUGAGGUAAUCUCCAAGCUGAGGUCCACCUCUGACGAUGGGACGACCUACAGCGGGGACCUGCUAGCCAUCGUGGACAUUCUGAAGAACAUGACGGAGAUCUUUAGGGGGUCCUACUACAACCCCAGCAACACAGACGUGCAGAACUUCGCCCACUCGGUCAGCAACCUGCUGAAGGAGGACAACCGCGAGAAAUGGGAGGAGGCCCAGCUGAUGGGUCCCAACAUCAAAGAGCUCUUCCGCCUGGUGGAAGACUUUGUUGAGGUGAUCGGCUUGCAAAUGAAAGACUUCCUGGACAUUUACGAGGUCACUGAAAAUCUUGUGCUCAACAUCCACAAGCGUCCGGCUGCCGCCACCUUUGAUGUCAGCUUCCCCAUGAGGGGCUGGAGGGGCAUGGCUGACUGGGUCAGGAACUCUGAGGACAGGGUAAUGGUGCCCCGAAGUGCCCUGUCCAUGAGUGAGCCAGACGCAGAUGACGACUCUGCAAUUGUGACCGGAAUUGUCCUCUACAGAAACCUGGGCAGCAUCUUGUCUCUACAGAGAAACACCACAGUGCUCAACUCCAAGGUGGUGUCAGUCAUGGUCAAGCCCACCCCCAGCUUCCUGUCCUCCCCCAUCGAGAUUGAGUUCUCCCACCUCUACAACGGCACCACAAAUCAAACCUGUAUCUCCUGGGAUGAAAGUGACAGCUCUUCGCUGCUUGGAUCCUGGUCUGCGCGAGGCUGCAGAGCGGUGCCCGUCGACUCAUUCAGAACCAAAUGUGUGUGUGACAGGCUCUCCUCCUUCGCCAUUUUAGCGCGGCAAAAUCCCGAUAUGAACAUGGACAAAUCGCUGCUCCCGUCGGUGACGCUGAUCGUGGGCUGUGGGGUCUCCUCCCUCACGCUGCUCCUGCUGAUCAUCAUCUACGUGUCUGUCUGGAAGUAUAUCCGCUCUGAACGCUCUGUCAUCCUGAUCAACUUCUGCCUCUCCAUCAUCUGCUCCAAUGCCCUCAUCCUGAUUGGCCAGACUCAAGCUCGCAACAAGGUGGUGUGCACACUGGUGGCUGCUUUCCUCCAUUUCUUCUUCCUGUCUUCCUUCUGCUGGGUGCUGACGGAGGCGUGGCAGUCCUACAUGGCAGUCACGGGGCGUCUGAGAAACCGCAUCAUCCGCAAGCGUUUCCUGUGCCUGGGAUGGGGACUCCCUGCACUGGUCGUGGCUGUGUCUGUGGGCUUCACCAAGGCCAAGGGUUACGGCACUGUCAACUACUGUUGGCUCUCUCUGGAAGGCGGCCUCCUCUACUCAUUUGUUGGACCAGCUGCAGCUGUCGUUCUGGUGAACAUGGUUAUUGGGAUCCUGGUUUUCAACAAGCUUGUGUCCAAGGAUGGCAUCACUGAUGUGAAACUGAAGGAGCGGGCUGGGGCGUCGCUGUGGAGCUCUUGCGUGGUACUUCCUCUGCUUGCCCUCACCUGGAUGUCCGCCGUGCUGGCCAUCACCGACCGCCGCUCCGCCCUCUUUCAGAUCCUCUUUGCCGUCUUCGACUCCCUGGAGGGCUUCGUCAUCGUCAUGGUGCACUGCAUCCUACGCAGAGAGGUCCAGGAAGCGGUCAAGUGCCGUGUGGUCGACCGUAAGGAUGAUGGAAAUGGGGACUCAAGCAGCUCUUUCCAGAAUGGUCACACCCAGCUCAUGUCUAACUUUGAGAAAGACGUCGACUCUUCCGGCAGACCAGGCACCCAGAAGCGCCCCUCACUCCAGGGCGACGAGAAGGUGGCCCCGCAGGGGAUGUCCGUCCCCAAGGGCUCCAACUUCCACACGCUGCCCGCCAACAUGAACAAGAAGCACCUGCAGAACGUGGCCGAGUUCGGCAGCCACACCCUCACGCUGAAGCGGGACAAGGGCAGGAUGGGCGGCGAGCUGCCUGGCAGCAACUCCAUCUACAUCUGCGAGGGCGAGCUCUUUAAGCAGCUAGAUGCCGACCUGGCGGCGCGGGGCGCGGGUGAGCUGGCCGGCGUGGACGGCAGCAGCUACGUGCUCCUGCCCAACACCACGUCCACGCUGCGGCGGCCCAAGGAGGAGCAGGCCCAGUACAACAUCAGCGUGGAGCAGCUGCCCCAGACGCGGCUCGUCCACCUCAGCAGCCCCCCGCCGGAGCCCAGCUCCGGCUUCAGCAUGAAGAGCCUGCCCUCGGACCGCGUCAGCGUCUCCUGCUCCGAGAGAGACUCCCCCAUCCAGAACCUGCACAACAUCUCCAGCGAGUCACACGUCACCAGCAGCAUGUGCGACGCAGGCGAGUCCUGGAACUCCAUGUCCAAGAGCGAGACCGUCUCCACGCUCUCCAUGAGCUCCUUGGAGAGGCGAAAAUCCCGCUACGCAGAGCUCGACUUUGAGAAGGUCAUGCACACACGUAAGCGCCACCAGGACAUGUUCCAGGAUCUGAACCGGAAGCUGCAGCACGCCGAUAAAGACAGAGAGUCCCCUCCCUCAGACUGCAAGCCUGUUCAGAGGUGGAGCGUUUCGUCGGGGGGCAGUGACAAGACUAGCCUGAGCGACAAACCGCAGACACCCAGCGAGCGGGCUUGGGAGGGGGUCCAGAAGACGCACUCGCCCCCGUCCUGGGUGCGCAAAGACCUGGAGCCCCUGCCGGCCUCUCCUCUGCAGCUGCAGGCUGUGGAGUGGGAGAAGACGAGCGCCAACAUCCCGCUGGUGGGCCAGGAGAUGAUCGACCUGCAGACCGAGGUCUGAGGAGGGUCCUCCCCUACACCCACCUUGAGAGUCUUCUCUUUUCCCCUUUUGGGCCGAAAGAACACAAUGGCAAGGCAAGGAAGAGCAGAAACGGAGAGAGCACAGAGAGGGAAAAACACAAGCCCCACGUCCACAGACUCUUUGCGAGGACGGAAAGCGUUAUGCGUUUUGCUUCCUUUUCAAAACACGGACGGGAACGGAAAGCACCGGGGAGGUGUGUUGGGGUGGAACGUCUCACACACACACAGAGAGGGAGGGGGGAGAGAAAUCCGGUUCCGUCCUGAUUCGGCUGCUUCGGAGUUUUCUGCACUCUUAUGACAGGGCUCAAAAAAAUAGCUAUGGUUAACAAGGCCUGAAUAUUGUGUGCUUCUUUGACAUGGAAUCCCUGGGUUAGCGUGGGGAAGACCGGUCAAAGGACGGAACGCUUGAGCUUGCCGCCGCGGCGUCUUCCAGCCAUGCUAUAGCGCUGCUGACCGAGCGCAUGCAUUGUUCCCACCCCCAGCUGGGGUGUGAAUGGUGGAA